AUGAUCGAAUUACAUGAUUUAUCUCCUGAUGAAUCACUUGAUAGUACAGCUUCGUCGAAUACUGAUCGUUCAUCUUCAAUCAUUUCUUCAUCUCUUGGUCAAUGCUCAUCGACUAAUAUUAAAUAUAAUCCAUCAAAUAUUAAAAUGUUUUUAAAAGAACAACCAGAAAAAUACGUGCUUGUCGACAAUCACAAAGUGAAUUGUUCAAAACCAUCUCCCUGUUGGACUCGGUUUGCUCUUCCUGCUGUAAAAGAUGGAAAUAAUCACAAUGUUGUUAUUAAAAAUUUUGCAACAUGUCGUUCUUGUUAUUCAACUUAUGCAUUCACAUGUGGAUCAACAAAAUCAUUAAAUUCUCACAAAUGUGCCAAAGAAUCAUCAUCAAUAUCUACAUCACCUAGUACUAAAUCACCAUCUUUGAAUUUGAAAAUAAAUCGAUCUUUUUCUGAAAAGAAAAAGACGUUAACACCGUUAAUUGCACAAUGGGUAUCUCAAAGUAUGCGUCCUAUAAGUAUUGUUGAAGAUGAAGGUUUGUUAAAUAUUAUCAAACAAUGUCCAUUUAAUAAUAUAAAUGGUAAUGAUAUAUUACCAUCAAGACCGACAAUCACAAGAGAAAUUAAUCGACAAGCAAAUGAUAUUCGUGAACGUCUAGGUGUUAUAUUGAGAAAAGCAGCUAAACAAGAAUGUUUAGCUAUAAGUCCAGAUUUAUGGAGUGACAAAUUUAAACAAAACAGCUAUCUUGGACUAACUGCUCAUUUUGUUGAUGAUCAGCAUAUUUUACAUUCUAUUGAUCUUUGUUGUGAACCAUAUAAUGAAUUAGAUAAAACAGCAGGGAACGUAUUAAAAUCAAUUACAGCUGCUCUUUCUCGUUUUGGACUUGAUCAAUUAAUGAAUGAAAUAACUUUUGUUUGUGAUCGUGGUAGUAAUCUAUUAAAAGCAUUAGAAGAUUAUCAAGUGGUUCAUUGUUUUCCUCAUAGAAUGAAUAAUAUCUUAAAACGAACAUUUUAUAGUGCAGGUACUAGAGAAAAAAAACAGAGAAAACAAAAAAAAGAAUCAUUGAAAAAGAAUCGAAAUGAUGAUCAAUCCAAUUGGAAUAAUUCAAAUAAUGAUGAUGAUAAUGACUCUCUUAUGUAUUAUGAUGAUAGAGAUUCAAGUGAAAGUGAAUCUGAUGAUGAUAUUGUUCUUGAUGAGAAAUUUGUUGAAUUAGCUUUGAGAAGUUUAUCAUCAUCACCACCAGAACGUGAUCAUGUUAAUGUAUUCGAAAAAAAUCUACCACCUUAUGCUGCUCAAAUACUAGCAACAAUAGUUCGUUGUAAACAAUUAUGUUGUUAUGUUAAUUGGAAUCCUAUGCUAGAAGCAUUAAAAAAGCCAACGAUCAAACAAGAAAUAAUCGUUCGAUGGCUCACUAUGUCACAAUUGUUCGAAAGUAUACUGUCGUCAUAUUCAGCUUUAACAAGUAUUGCAAGUGAGAAGGGUGCCCUUCACACUCUUCCUACAAUUGAUGUAUCAACUGUAGCUACGAUUAAUGGUUUAUUCUUACCAUGGAAAGAGGUGAUUGAACGUGUACAAGCAACUAAUACACCAUCUCUCCAUAUUGUAGUUACAUCUUACUGGUAUCUUCUCGAAAGUCUCGUGGUGACGAAAGAUGAGGCAGCUGAUAAAGCAGCCAAAGGUGUUGUCUUUUUUAAAAGACGUGCACGACAAUUAUUAAAAGCAAUGUUCUCUUUGCACGAUCUGCAUUGGAUCGCUGCAGUACUUAAUCCACAUACAAGAAUGCUCAAACAUGCUACUGAUGUUGAACGUGCACAUGCAUAUUGUCUAGUGAGAGCUAGAAUAGUUAAAUUUAUGGAAGUAGCACAGAUUGAUAAUAAUGAAGAAGUACUAUCUUCAACAGCUACUAGUUUAACACCACCACCUCGCAAAAAGUUCAAGACCUACACAACACAAUUUCAUGAUGAUACAGGUUUAGGUGAAACAAGUAGUAAUAUGACAAUUGCAAAACGUGCUCGUCGUGAAUUGGAAAUCUAUUUACAACUGAAUUUAACUAAUUGUAAAUAUUUAAAUGAUGAUAUUGAUAAUCCACUAUUGUUCUGGAAAGAACAAGAACAUGUACUACCCAAUAUGUCAAGAUUAGCAAAACAGGUUUUUUCUAUCCCGGCAUCUUCAGCUGCAGUUGAACGUGCAUUCAGUUCAGCUGGUGUUAUCAUAUCACAGAGAAGAACCAAUAUCAAUCCAUCUACAGUCAAUGAUAUUAUACUUGUUCGAUCGGCUGCAGAUUAUUUGAAGACCCACAUAUAG
Messenger RNA from Rotaria sp. Silwood2, 2295 nucleotides. NCBI's taxonomy places the organism in Eukaryota, Metazoa, Rotifera, Eurotatoria, Philodinida, Philodinidae. The record is from the annotation of a GenBank genome assembly.